Lachnellula hyalina is the source of this 3114-nucleotide messenger RNA. RefSeq names its product tRNA (cytidine(32)-2'-O)-methyltransferase non-catalytic subunit (gene TRM732). The coding region runs from base 1 to 3114 and encodes 1037 amino acids. Gene Ontology annotation, cellular component: cytosol. The record is from RefSeq and is a predicted model, not a curated record. The transcript is spliced from 7 exons. Lineage: Eukaryota; Fungi; Ascomycota; Leotiomycetes; Helotiales; Lachnaceae. Gene Ontology annotation, biological process: tRNA methylation.
AUGGGUAAACAAAAUCCAGAAACUGCGGUUCUGGCAGCUCCAGAAGCACCUGAAGACGAUCGUCUCCUGGUAAAAUGGCUGGAGGAGAGACCUAUUCAGUCCCAAGGACAAUUAGCAAAGGCAAAACUUGACGAUUUUCUCGAGAAAGCUUCGCAGCCUCGUCAUGCAUCGGGAAAUGCCUGCAUCAAACUCUGCUACUACAUUGAGCAAUGUAGAAGUUCAUCCUGCGCUCCUAUCAGAGAAGUUGCCUUUGCCAGGGAUACUCCUCUGCGUUUGUUUAAUUUUUAUGUUGAAUGGAACGAGAAAAACCAGAAUCGUUCGAUGCGGCAAGUGUUGGAGCUCUCAUCGUCACUAAUUGCUCGCAAUCCCGAUCAGCAAGCUUCUGAAGCUUUGAAAAGGGCAGUAUUAAAAAGAACUCUAUCUAUAAUCGCUCAUCAGAAUGCUCAGUCGUUGGUCAAGCCUGCUUUCAAGGUUCUGGAAUGUUUUUUGAGCAAGAACACCAUUUCUCCCAAAGACGUGAUGGUAGCCUAUGAGGCUCGGAUUCAUCAAGUUUCCCUCUCUGAUCAAGCGAGAGCAAGGGGCGUUGAUGAAGAUCUCUGGGACUCUUUUAUCUUGGACAUUUUUGACUGGAUGGUUUUGCCAGACAUCUCUCCCGGUGCUGGCAAGUUCCUUGUGACCCUUUUCAAGGCAAUGAAGCCCGUCGCUGAGAGUUCCGAUGGUCACCAAGCCGACUACAGUACGUUAUGGCAGCGUUGGAUAAGAAAGGGUCUUGCAAAGGACCCCCAAGCUUUUGAAAAUGUAAAGAAUUAUCUCUUUCCUCCACUAUUCAAGAUCGACCGCCCAGGUUCAUUGGCCUUAUUGGAGAGCCUCAACCAGCAGAGAGCAAUUCCAAAUCUGCAAAGCCAGGAUUUAGAUGCCCAUGCACUUUUACAACUUGCAGCCAUGGAUGUAGGGAAGAAAGCUGGUUUGGUUGAAGAACCAAGCACUAUUCAGUUCCAGAAAUCAUCAAAUAAAAAACCAGCUGCUUGUAUCGUUCUUCAAGAGGAAGCAAUCGGUAGUCUUAUGGGCGGUUUCUCAGGAACUGUUCGGUCACUCGCUUUUUCGGUUUUGGUAUCAUCUGCUUCGUCAAUCCGUCCAUUCAGUCCAGCCACCUUAGAUUUAUUCCAGUCUCAUCUAGGAGCAAUGUACUCUGAUACGGAUGCUAAGUUUCGCAACGAGACUCUAACCAAUUCCAAACACAUGAUCGAGAGAAUCAGAGGUGCAACUGCAUUUCUCGUUCGAGAGCUCGAUCAAAUUUCGUUCAAGCUAUCCCAAGGAUCGGAACCAGAGCAUAAGGUAGCACAGCAAGCGCUCCACGAAGAUAUACAAUCCCUAUUGCUAAAACACAAGCGUUUCGUUGAGUGGUACCUGGAUUUCUUGUUUGGAGAGCUGAUUCCAACCGCCUCGUAUCAACGACAUAUCACGUCCUUAAAGGCCAUUAUCUUACUGCUACAUUCCAGGAUUCUGGAAGACUCCCCGGGGCUUCCUCCAAUCCCCGUCAACUCUACAAUAUGGCCCUUCACAGUAGAAUUCUUCAUUCCCCGCUCGAUGCGACUACUGUUGGAUCUUCUUAUGGACCCUUUUGAAGAGGUAAGAAUUGGCGCUUCAGAUGUUCUGGCAUAUGCUUUGCGGGACUGUUUCGUAGGUCAAAUAUCCAGUGGGGUUUCAAACGACCACGAAAGCCGCGACCUCAGGAUAAAAGAAUGCCCUGAAACAGAGCCCAUACUUAAUCUAAAGGUGAACUCGAUCGAUAGACCACUGGGUCUUCUGAUAGAUUUCAUUGUGCGCGGAAAGGAAGCUUCGAGGAGGACUGGCCGAGCAGACUAUGCUGAUGGGGUGGCGCGCUCGUACAGACUUUUGUAUAGCCUACAGAUAUCCGGAGAAGACAAAAUCAAACUUCUUGAGGAAUUGAUUUAUGAUCUGGAAAUGAAAGUGGAAAUAGCUUCAAACGAUCUUGGACAAGCUGUUCUUGAAGCACCGAUUCAUGCUAGUUUUGCUGCUUUAAACUUGGUAUGGGAUUUAGUUGGUCCGUCAACAGAUUUUCCUGGUGAGCCAUCACGAGCCUGGGAGAAGUGGAUUGACUUCACACGACGUAUGGUGCAUUCGAGCUCUGGUAUCUGGCAAGCUGUGAGCGGAAUUCUCUGUAAUGAUUCACCAGAAGGGCACCUACUUGACGAUAUCGACGGAUCUGAGGCUCUUGAUAGCAAGGACAUUCUAAGUUAUAGCUUCAGGGCAAUUCAUGAGUCCAGCAACCUUAUGCGAACAAUUGUCACCAAGAUCAAUCAAAAGUACCCGGAGAACAUCGCGUUACCUGCCCAUAAUUGUUUUGUGGAAAUUGGAGAUUUGUCCUUCUUGCAAUUAUCAACACUUCGUCAUCGCGGUGCCUUUUCAACUGUCUCAUUGACCUUUACUGUCUGCUGCCAACUGACUCAAGUUAUAAGCCCAAGCUCUGAAUCAACAAACACAGAUAUGUUGCGCCGCUGGUGGAAGGGCACGAAAGAAGCCAUCAGCUCACAAGCUUCUACAACGAGGCGGUCUGCUGGUAUACCAGCACUUAUCACGGGAAUAAUGAUUGCCGAUGCCCCAAGCCCCAACUUCGAGGAGAUUAUGGCAGAUUUGGAGUUACAGGCACGGAGCCCACUUAUCACGGCAUCUAUAGAACAAAAUCUCCCCCAAGUACACGCCUUGAAUGGCCUCAAGGAUACUUUCAAGAACGCUGCUGUCAGAAAGCGAGCUGAGGGACACGUUCUCGAAUGUUUACAUAUAGCUUCUGAUGCUCUCAAUUCGGAGACAUGGGCUAUCCGCAAUUGUGGCCUCCUUCUUUUCCAAUCCUUAAUCAAUUAUCUCGUGGGAACCCACAGCAAAGAGAAGACAGAAGCUGGUUGGGAUGGCGGGGCGACGGCCAUUUCAUACGACAAAUAUCCCAGUCUCGGCGACCUUUUGCUACAACUAUUAGAGACGGCAUCUGACAGUGACUUGAAAGAAGCUAGCUCUAAUGCACUGCUUGAGACGAUAUUCCCUGUUCUCGAUAUUUUUCGCGAGCCGGCCCGCCAGAAGAACUCCGAGAGCGCAUAG